GGGUCCUAAACCCAAGCGCACUAAACCAACCCAAAAAAUUCAUAUCAUAUUAUCAUUAAAACAUACUACCACUCUUCUAUAUCAUAUGGCUCCAUACAUGAGUUUUAGUGUAGCAGUAUUUAUUAUAGUUUCAUGUGGUUUGAUGGAUAUUUGUUCGGCUGGAAAUUUCAAUCAGGAGUUUGACAUCACCUGGGGAGGUAGCCGUGCGCAGAUACUGAACAAUGGAGAAGUUCUGAAGCUUUCUCUAGACAGAGCUUCAGGUUCUGGCUUCCAAUCCAAGAAUGAGUAUCUAUUUGGCAAGAUUGAUAUGCAGCUCAAAUUGGUGCCCGGAAACUCUGCUGGCACAGUCACUGCUUAUUAUUUUUCGUCACAGGGACCGACUCAUGAUGAGAUAGACUUCGAGUUCCUAGGAAAUCUAAGCGGACAACCCUACACACUCCACACAAAUAUUUUUACACAAGGGAAGGGGAGUCGGGAGCAACAGUUUCGAUUAUGGUUUGAUCCGACUAUCAAUUUCCACACAUAUACCAUUCUAUGGAACCCCAGACAGAUUUUAUACACAGUUGAUGGAACACCAAUAAGAGUUUUCAAGAACCUUGAAUCAAGCGGUAUUGCAUUUCCGAAGAACCAGCCGAUGAGGAUCUAUUCGAGCCUGUGGGAUGCCGAAGAUUGGGCAACGAGAGGAGGGCUCAUCAAAACCGACUGGAGUCAGGCACCAUUUGUCGCCUCAUAUCAGAACUUCGUCGCUGACGCAUGUAUAUGGUCGUCCGGUACGUCUAGUUGUGCUUCGGGUGUGGCAAAUAAGGCAUGGUGGGGACAGGACCUUGAUUCAACGAGCGAAGAACGAAUAAGGUGGGUGCAAAAGAAUUACAUGAUUUAUAACUAUUGCACUGACGCGAAGCGGUUCCCACAAGGUUUUCCACCAGAAUGCUCAGUAGCUUAGAUUUUGCGUCGCAAGCGUAUUUUCAUUCCAGUGGUUUCCUAAAGGCCUAGAGGGCACAUUAGUUGUACGAAAAUAAUUCAUAUGCAUCUUUUAUGAUAAAAAUAAAUGUAUUGCAAUGUACAAAGAUCAAGAACGGAUUCGCUAAUAGUUUGACAAAUGUAAUUUCUAUAAAUGUUUUGCUUUAUUGC
This is a messenger RNA of Phalaenopsis equestris, 1131 nucleotides long. Its product is annotated as xyloglucan endotransglucosylase/hydrolase protein 22-like. Gene Ontology annotation, cellular component: cell wall; apoplast. The record is from RefSeq and is a predicted model, not a curated record. The transcript is spliced from 3 exons. The coding region runs from base 86 to 943 and encodes 285 amino acids. Lineage: Eukaryota; Viridiplantae; Streptophyta; Magnoliopsida; Asparagales; Orchidaceae. Gene Ontology annotation, molecular function: hydrolase activity, hydrolyzing O-glycosyl compounds; xyloglucan:xyloglucosyl transferase activity. Gene Ontology annotation, biological process: cell wall biogenesis; xyloglucan metabolic process.